Messenger RNA from Anolis carolinensis (green anole), 2657 nucleotides. It is a transcript of the gene cpped1, whose product is annotated as calcineurin like phosphoesterase domain containing 1. The transcript has 4 exons. Bases 16 to 1077 code for a protein of 353 amino acids. The record is from RefSeq and is a predicted model, not a curated record. Lineage: Eukaryota; Metazoa; Chordata; Lepidosauria; Squamata; Anolidae. Gene Ontology annotation, molecular function: hydrolase activity.
UAUGGGAGUUCCGCCAUGAUGAUGAAACGCGAGCGUGCUUCCCGCCUUCCCGAACUGGGCAUGCGCAGAACGUGGCCACGCCCCCUUCCCUGUUUGAGAUCGACGGCCGGCGGAGACGAGAGGAUUUCCCUCAGGAUGGCCGAAGAGGCGCGGGAGAGGUUCCUCGGAGCCCGGGGCAGGACUUUGGCUCCUUUCCGGGAAGAUGCAGAGCGAGAAUGGAAGACCCCUUUCUACUUCAUUCAAGGAGCCGAUCCGCAGUUUGGAUUGAUGAAAGCUUAUGCCAUUGGCGACUGCAGUAGUGGAGGCGACGAAUGGGAAGAGGAGCUCAAAUUAACCCAGCAAGCCGUGCAAGCCAUUAACCAACUGAACCCUAAACCAAAAUUCUUGGUCCUGUGCGGAGAUCUUGUCCAUGGCAUGCCAGGCACACCGUGGAGGGAGGCGCAGAUACGUGACCUGAAGAACGUCCUGAAGGAGGUCAACCCCGAAAUCCCUCUUGUUUUUGUGAGUGGCAACCACGACCUGGGAAACACACCAACUCCAGAAACCGUCCAGAGCUAUUGCAGCCAGUGGGGCGACGAUUACUUCAGCUUUUGGCUGGGAGGGGCCUUCUUCCUGGUGCUAAAUUCUCAGCUUUACUUCGAUGGCUCUCAGUGCCCGGAACUGAAGCAAGCCCAGGACGCCUGGCUCGACCAGCAGCUCGGCAUCGCCAAAGGAAAGCCAUGCCAACACGCCGUGGUGUUCCAGCACAUCCCCCUCUUCGUGAGAGAUCCAGCGGAAGAUCACGACUAUUUCAACCUGGAGUUGUCCAUCCGGCAAGAACUCUUGGAGAAAUUCCACAAAGCAGGUGUCAGAGCGGUGUUUUCCGGCCAUUGCCACAAGAACGCUGGAGGAUUCUAUAAAGACCUGGAGAUGGUGGUUUCGUCGGCCAUCGGGUGCCAGUUGGGAGAGGACACCCACGGACUCCGGCUGGUGGCCGUCACUGCCGAAAAGGUUGCUCACAGAUACUACACUCUGGAUGAACUGAAAAACAGUCAUGGCGUAGGGAAAGAUAUUGCGGAUCUCAUGAAGCAAAAGUAGGCCUUUCCUUCCUUGGCCAAAGCUCUGUGCCAUAGACUAGGCCUGGGCCAACUUUGGCCCUCCCUCCAGGUGUUUUGGACUCCAACUCCCACAAUCCCUAACAGCCUCAGGCCCCUUCCUUUCCCCCUCAGCCACUUAAGUGACAUGCAUCCAACCUCCACUGAGGUGUAAAGCAGACUGACUACAAAACGGAGUCCUGAGUCUGAACAUGCUCAGUACAAUCAAAUGUCUAUAACCUCUCCCGCACCACACACUUACUCCACUGAGGUGUAAAGCCGACUGACUACAAAACGGAGUCCUGAGUCUGAACAUGCUCAGUACAAUCAAAUGUCUAUAACCUCUCCCGCACCACACACUUACUCCACUGAGGUGUAAAGCCGACUGACUACAAAACGGAGUCCUGAGUCUGAACAUGCUCAGUACAAUCAAAUGUCUAUAACCUCUCCCGCACCACACACUUACUCCACUGAGGUGUAAAGCCGACUGACUACAAAACGGAGUCCUGAGUCUGAACAUGCUCAGUACAAUCAAAUGUCUAUAACCUCUCCCGCACCACACACUUACUCCACUGAGGUGUAAAGCCGACUGACUACAAAACGGAGUCCUGAGUCUGAACAUGCUCAGUACAAUCAAAUGUCUAUAACCUCUCCCGCACCACACACUUACUCCACUGAGGUGUAAAGCCGACUGACUACAAAACGGAGUCCUGAGUCUGAACAUGCUCAGUACAAUCAAAUGUCUAUAACCUCUCCCACACCACACACUUACUCCACUGAGGUGUAAAGCCGACUGACUACAAAACGGAGUCCUGAGUCUGAACAUGCUCAGUACAAUCAAAUGUCUAUAACCUCUCCCGCACCACACACUUACUCCACUGAGGUGUAAAGCCGACUGACUACAAAACGGAGUCCUGAGUCUGAACAUGCUCAGUACAAUCAAAUGUCUAUAACCUCUCCCGCACCACACACUUACUCCACUGAGGUGUAAAGCCGACUGACUACAAAACGGAGUCCUGAGUCUGAACAUGCUCAGUACAAUCAAAUGUCUAUAACCUCUCCCGCACCACACACUUACUCCACUGAGGUGUAAAGCCGACUGACUACAAAACGGAGUCCUGAGUCUGAACAUGCUCAGUACAAUCAAAUGUCUAUAACCUCUCCCGCACCACACACUUACUCCACUGAGGUGUAAAGCCGACUGACUACAAAACGGAGUCCUGAGUCUGAACAUGCUCAGUACAAUCAAAUGUCUAUAACCUCUCCCGCACCACACACUUACUCCACUGAGGUGUAAAGCCGACUGACUACAAAACGGAGUCCUGAGUCUGAACAUGCUCAGUACAAUCAAAUGUCUAUAACCCUGCCCAUAUACCACACACUUAAGGGGCAGAGGGAGAAAAGGAAAGGGCCUGAGGCUGUUAGGAAUGGUGGGAGUUGCAGUCCAAAACACCUGGAGGGAGGGCCGAAGUUGGCCCAGGCCUGCCAUAAAUGUAUAUGCAGCAAUAUGCCCAACAUGCAUAGAUUUUAUUUACUUUGUAAUAUUUCUAUAAUGAAGAUAUUCUGAGAAUGCUGUCUUCUCAA